AACAUGAAUAUGUUUGUCCACUUCUGGCUUCUCUGUGGCCUGAGUGCUGUUGUGACCCCUCAGGAUGUCACACAACAAGCCCAAACAUUUUUAAAAGAGUUUAACAGGAGGGCAGAAGAUAUCAGCUAUGAGAACUCCAUUGCCUCAUGGAACUACAACACCAACAUCACUGAGGAGAAUGCCAAUAAAAUGAGCGAGGCGGGCGCCAGGUGGUCCGCGUUUUACGAGGAGGCCUCCAGGAAUGCCAGCAACUUCCAAGUAGACAACAUUGCAGAUGACCUCACCAAGCUCCAGAUCCAGAUUCUUCAGGAAAAAGGAUCAUCUGUGCUGUCACCAGAAAAAUAUAACAGACUGGGCACUGUGCUAAAUACAAUGAGUACCAUCUACAGCACUGGGACUGUCUGUAAAAUCAACAAUCCAUCGGAGUGUUUGGUGCUGGAGCCAGGUCUGGAUGCUAUUAUGGCUGGAAGCACUGAUUAUUAUGAGAGACUGUGGGCCUGGGAAGGCUGGAGAGCUGAUGUUGGCAGAAUGAUGAGACCAUUAUAUGAAGAGUAUGUUGAACUUGAAAAUGAGGUUGCAAGGCUUAAUGGUUAUUCUGACUACGGAGACUAUUGGAGAGCAAAUUAUGAAGCAAAGUCUCCAGAAAAUUACAAAUACAGCCGUGACCAGCUGAUCGAAGAUGUGGAGAAGACAUUUGAGCAGAUAAAACCUCUGUACGAGCAGCUGCAUGCCUACGUGAGACACAAGCUGGGACAAGUGUACGGCCCCAAGCUCAUCAGCUCCACAGGAGGCCUCCCUGCUCACUUACUGGGUGAUAUGUGGGGUAGAUUCUGGACAAAUCUGUAUGCCUUGACUGUUCCCUAUCCAGCCAAACCAAACAUUGAUGUAACUUCUGCAAUGGUUGAAAAGAAAUGGGAUGCAAUUAAAAUAUUCAAGUCUGCUGAGGCCUUCUUUGUUUCCAUUGGCCUCAAAAACAUGACUAAGGACUUCUGGGAAAAAUCCAUGCUCACAGAGCCGACUGACAACAGGAAGGUUGUCUGCCAUCCUACAGCAUGGGACCUGGGCAAAAAUGAUUACAGGAUCAAGAUGUGCACCAAAGUGACCAUGGAUGACUUCCUGGCGGCACACCACGAGAUGGGCCACAUUGAGUACGACAUGGCGUACGCGGGGCAGCCCUACCUGCUGAGGGGCGGUGCCAACGAGGGCUUCCAUGAAGCUGUAGGUGAAAUUAUGUCACUUUCUGCAGCCACGCCUCAGCACUUGAAAUCUCUUGAUCUCCUAGAGCCAACUUUCCAAGAUGAUGAAGAAACUGAAAUCAACUUUCUGCUCAAACAAGCACUAACGAUUGUUGGAACAAUGCCUUUUACUUACAUGCUGGAGAAGUGGAGGUGGAUGGUGUUUAGGGGUGAGAUUACAAAGCAGGAAUGGACCAAACGGUGGUGGGAGAUGAAGAGAGCCAUAGUUGGUGUUGUGGAACCAGUCCCUCAUGAUGAAACCUACUGCGACCCUGCCACGCUGUUUCACGUGGCCAAUGAUUACUCCUUCAUAAGGUAUUACACCCGCACCAUUUAUCAGUUCCAGUUUCAGGAGGCACUUUGCAAGGCAGCUAACCAUACUGGCCCUCUUCACAAAUGUGACAUCACCGACUCCACUGAAGCUGGGCAGAAACUCAGACAAUUGCUGGAAUUAGGGAGAUCCAAGCCCUGGACUCAAGCACUGGAAAGUGUGACAGGAGAAAAAUACAUGAAUGCAGCUCCCUUGCUCCACUACUUUGAACCUUUAUAUGAGUGGCUGAAAAAAAACAAUUCUGGCAGAUUCAUUGGCUGGAAAACAGACUGGACACCAUAUUCUAGCAAUGCCAUCAAAGUGCGCAUCAGCCUGAAGUCAGCUCUGGGGGACCAGGCGUAUGAAUGGGAUGAAAGCGAGCUCUUCUUGUUCAAGUCAUCUGUUGCUUAUGCCAUGAGAAAAUACUUUGCAGAGGUGAAGAAACAGAAAGUUGCCUUUGAAAACACAGACAUUCAUGUUGGCGAGGAGACACAAAGAAUAUCCUUCUACAUUACUGUCAGCAUGCCAGGUAAUAUCAGCGAUAUUGUGCCCAAAGCUGACGUGGAAAAUGCCAUCAGGAUGUCUCGAGGACGAAUGAAUGAAGCUUUCAGACUCGAUGACAGUACGCUGGAGUUUGUGGGAAUACUUCCAACCCUGGCUGCACCUUAUGAACCACCAGUAACCAUUUGGUUAAUUGUAUUUGGGGUGGUCAUUAGUCUGGUUGUCAUUGGAAUUAUUGCCUUGAUCAUCACUGGGCAGAGAGAUCGCAAAAAGAGAGCAAGAGAAAGCAGAGGUGCAGCAGGAUCAAAUUGUGAAGAGGUGAACCCUUAUGGUGAAGAGGGAAGAAGCAACCUGGGCUUUGAGCCAGCUGAAGAUACACAAACAUCAUUUUAA
Molecule: messenger RNA, 2439 nt
Organism: Vidua chalybeata
Lineage: Eukaryota; Metazoa; Chordata; Aves; Passeriformes; Viduidae
Gene: ACE2
Product: angiotensin converting enzyme 2
Exons: 18
Coding region: 4-2439 (811 amino acids)
Biological process (GO): proteolysis
Cellular component (GO): plasma membrane
Molecular function (GO): peptidyl-dipeptidase activity; metallopeptidase activity
Source: RefSeq, a predicted model, not a curated record